GCGCGUGCGCAGAGCGCAGCACGCCGCGCGCGGGAAGGCGCUACCGGCGCCUAACCGUUCCCCGCCUCCUGAACGUCGGAGCCUCAGGCGGAGCCUCUGCGAGGAAGAGGAGGGCAGGAGCGUAACUCUUCUGGCCCGGGACCGCGGCCGGGCCGGGACCCGGGGCCGAGUCGCCUUGGCGGCGCUGACCGGGACCGAGCAGUCCCUGGAUCCCUACAGAGGAGGCACUCUGGCAGAGGCCUCUGGCAGCAGAACCAGAGAUGGCAUCUGUAGAUUUCAAGACCUAUGUGGACCAGGCCUGCAGAGCUGCGGAGGAGUUUGUCAACGUCUACUACACCACGAUGGAUAAGCGGCGGCGACUGCUUUCCCGCCUGUACAUGGGCACAGCCACUUUAGUAUGGAAUGGAAAUGCUGUUUCUGGACAAGAAUCCUUGAGUGAGUUUUUUGAGAUGUUGCCUUCCAGUGAGUUCCAAAUCAAUGUGGUAGACUGCCAGCCUGUCCAUGAUGAAGCUACACCAAGCCAGACCACAGUCCUUGUGGUGAUCUGUGGAACAGUGAAGUUUGAGGGCAACAAACAGCGGGACUUCAACCAGAACUUCAUCUUGACCGCUCAGGCCUCACCCAGUAAUACAGUAUGGAAGAUAGCAAGUGACUGCUUCCGGUUCCAGGACUGGGCCAGCUAGUGGGGGUGAGAAAGGCUUCUUGGCUUCAGCCCAGCUCUGGAGAAAUGCCAGUCUCAAAUCUCAGGAUGUGGAGAACACAAGUUCAUUUUUGUUGUCACAGGAGUACUGCAAACUGGAUGUUUGACUCCUAGAAACCCUUUUCUGGUUAUAUACUGGUUUGUCAUAGUUGCCUUUUAAAAGUAGUAAACUUUCUAUUUUUCUACUUAUUCAGUAGAGACCCUGUUUCUUCAAAUUGACAAAUAAAUAAUAUAAAUGUCG
Messenger RNA from Psammomys obesus (fat sand rat), 941 nucleotides. It is a transcript of the gene Nxt1, whose product is annotated as nuclear transport factor 2 like export factor 1. NCBI's taxonomy places the organism in Eukaryota, Metazoa, Chordata, Mammalia, Rodentia, Muridae. Gene Ontology annotation, cellular component: nuclear pore central transport channel. Gene Ontology annotation, biological process: protein import into nucleus. Bases 261 to 683 code for a protein of 140 amino acids. The record is from RefSeq and is a predicted model, not a curated record. The transcript has 2 exons.